AAGUAACCUUGUGGUUGGUAGGAUUUGAAACUUGUGUUUUGUUGGUUUGAUUUUCGUUGACUAAACGACUCCUAGAGUACCACCACCUUCAGUGGGCCUAAAGGCCUCACCUCGCCUGACAUUCAAGUUGUGUGAACAACAGACAACCGAUUUCAUUUGUUUUCUUUAAUGCUUUUGCUUGAAUAAUGGGUUGGGGUUUCAAUACAUGCGGGCCGAACGAGGCUAUGGUCGUGUCUGGUUAGUUUCUAUUCAUUUAUUUUGAGUACACACAUUAUCUCAGGCUGCUUUUACAAACGUCCCCUUCUGGUUCCUGGUGGGCGGGUAUUUGUAUGGCCAGGUAUACAAAGAAUCGAAAGAAUUCCAUUGAAUACAAUGACUUUAAUCAUUGAAAGUCCAAGAAUCUACACUCAACUAGGCGUACCGAUUACAGUGACUGGUGUUGCACAAGUAAAAAUCAAUGGGACUAAUAGAGAAAUGUUAGCAGCUGCAUGUGAACAAUUCCUGGGUAAAUCAGAGAAUGAAAUACGUGAAAUAGCUCAAGAAACUCUUGAAGGUCAUCAACGUGCUAUCAUGGGCAAUAUGACAGUUGAAGAAAUCUAUAAAGAUCGAAAGAAAUUCUCUAAAGCUGUUUUUGAAGUCGCCAGUUCUGAUUUAGUCAAUAUGGGAAUUAGUGUUGUUAGUUUUACGCUGAAAGAUAUCAAAGAUGAUGAGGGUUAUUUAAACUCACUAGGAUUGGCAAGAACAGCUCAAGUGAAGUGUGAUGCACGUAUCGGUGAGGCUGAAGCACGUCGUGAUGCUGGAAUUAAAGAAGCUGAAGCUGAGAAACAACGUGUUGCUGGUCGACUCUCGAAUGAUAUUGAAAUAGCUAAAUGUAAACGAGAUUUUGAGUUGAAGAAUGCCAGUUAUGAAAAAGAGGUGCAAGCACGUAAAGCUGAAUCGGAAUUAGCUUAUGAAUUACAAGCCGCAAAAGUGAAACAAAAAAUCAAAGAAGAAGAAAUGCAAAUCACUGUGCUUGAAAAAACUCAACAAAUUCAAGUAGAAGAGUUGGAAAUUGUACGACAAGAACGUCAUUUAGACGCAACUAUACGUAAACCAGCUGAAGCUGAGCGAUUCCGUUUAGAACGACUAGCCGAAGCGGAUCGUUUACGUUUAAUUGCUGAGGCUGAAGCAGAAGCCGAAUCAAUUCGAUUACGUGGUCGAGCUGAAGCGGAAGCACUAGAGGCCAUAGCACAUGCUGAAGCAGAACAAAUGGCUAAGAAAGCAGAAGCGUGGAAAAAUUAUCAGAAUGUCGCCAAAUUAGACAUGGUCUUACAAUCAUUACCAAAAAUUGCUGCUGAAAUCAGUGCCCCAUUGACUAAAUGUGAUAAAGUGACAAUGGUGUCAACAGGUGAUGGAGAAAUUGGUGUAGCAAAGUUAACUGGAGAAUUAUUUACAAUUAUGAAUAGUCUACCACAAUUGAUACAAUCAAUGACUGGUUUAGAUAUUUAUAAAAAUAUCAAGACAGUAUAGGAAAAAUUAAUCCUCGGCAAGGAGGAAGUAAAGAAGGCCAACACCCUCGGAGAAGACAAUCAUACAACUGACUUAAUUACUUAUUUACAAUAUAAAUUAUUGCGUAUAAAGCGAACUGUGGAAUUAUUAACUUCCUUUCUUUCUUUCUACUUUUGUCUGUCAGUUAAGAAUGAUAAUGUUUAUUACUUCAUUUGUUGUCGCCUACUUGUGAGUAGUAUAAUGGAAUACAAUAAAAAAACUUUAUGAAUCGAUGACG
Messenger RNA from Trichobilharzia regenti, 1765 nucleotides. Lineage: Eukaryota; Metazoa; Platyhelminthes; Trematoda; Strigeidida; Schistosomatidae. The record is from the annotation of a GenBank genome assembly.